AUGGCAGUCUUAAGAGUUAAGUUUACCAAGACCAAAAGAGACAAGCUGGCCCAGGUGCUCUGGAUCCUAAACUGGAUCUCGGUAGUUACGGGGGCCAUCCUGUUCAGCCUAGGCCUCUUCCUCAAGGUGGAGCUCCAUAAACAAGGAGAGGUGAUGGCUGAGAGGGACAUCCAGUAUGUUCCCAACACGCUUAUAGCUGUGGGUCUCAUCGCUUGUGCCAUAAACUUCCUGGGUGGGAAAAUCUGCUACGACUGUGUGGACACCACCAAGUUUUUGCGCUGGAAGUUGAUCAUGCUGCCCUACAUCAUAUGCACCUUCUUCUUCACCUUUUGUGUGCUGGUAGGGGCUCUGAUGUGUUACUGCAUGCACUGGGAACUGGAAGAGUCUCUGAACCUGGGACUGACAGAGGCCAUGAGGUUUUAUAAGGACACAGACACACCAGGACGCUGCUUCCUAAAGCGCACCAUGGACAUGCUGCAGAUGCAGUUUCAGUGCUGUGGAAACAACGGUUAUAAGGACUGGUUUCAAAUUCAGUGGAUAAGCAACCGUUACCUGGAUAUGUCCCAAAAAGAGGUGGCGGACCGAAUCAGGAGUAACGUGGAUGGAAAGUACCUACUGGAUGGAGUCCCAUUCAGCUGCUGCAACAUCAACUCCCCCCGGCCCUGCAUCCAGCAGCAGAUCACCAACAACUCUGCACACUUCAACUACGAGCACCAGACGGAGGAGCUAAACCUUUGGAUGAAAGGGUGUCGACAGGCGCUGCUGGAGUACUACAUACACAUUAUGCAGUCCAUCGGCCUCACAGUCCUCAUCACCUGGUUAUUUGAGCUAUCAGUGUUGACCGGGGUUCGUUACCUCCAGACUUCUCUGGAAAAUGUCCUGAGACAGGGAGACCCCAACUCCGAAUCAGAUGGCUGGCUGCUGGAAAACAGCUUCAUGGAAACUGCCCGCAUGAACCUGAAUAUCAUCAAGAGCCUUGGCAAGGGUAACCAGAUAGACACAGCCACUAAUGGAGACCCCAACAUUAACGUCCCCUCCACCUCAAAAGCACACUAUGGUCCUGACAAUGUUCCACCAAAGCAAAUAACUGAAGACAGCUGAACUUUUUCAUUCAAAAGACUUCAAUGGACGACAUUCCUGAAGCCCACAAAGGGCCU
Neolamprologus brichardi is the source of this 1157-nucleotide messenger RNA. NCBI's taxonomy places the organism in Eukaryota, Metazoa, Chordata, Actinopteri, Cichliformes, Cichlidae. The record is from RefSeq and is a predicted model, not a curated record.